This is a messenger RNA of Juglans microcarpa x Juglans regia, 1237 nucleotides long. Its product is annotated as peroxidase 4-like. The record is from RefSeq and is a predicted model, not a curated record. Gene Ontology annotation, molecular function: peroxidase activity; heme binding. Gene Ontology annotation, biological process: response to oxidative stress; hydrogen peroxide catabolic process. The transcript is spliced from 4 exons. Lineage: Eukaryota; Viridiplantae; Streptophyta; Magnoliopsida; Fagales; Juglandaceae. Bases 1 to 990 code for a protein of 329 amino acids.
AUGGCCUCCUACAUUUCUUCUUCUUCCUUGAGCACUGUCAAUCAUGUUACCGUCGCAUUAGCCCUGCUUCUUGUGGUUUUCACGGGGAGCUCCUCUGCUAAACUCUCUACAGGUUUUUACUCUAAAAGUUGUCCCAAGGUCUUCAGCACGGUGCGGCCUGUUCUCAUAAAUGCCCUUUCAAAGGCACCCCGCCUGGGUGCUUCUCUCCUUCGCCUCCACUUCCAUGACUGUUUUGUCAAUGGUUGUGACGGCUCGGUACUCCUGGAUGACACGGCCAGUACCAAAGGCGAGAAGACAGCAGGUCCCAACAACAGAUCCAUCAGGGGUUUCAAGGUUGUCGAUGACAUAAAAACCGCUGUAGAGAAAGUAUGCCCAGGAGUGGUGUCUUGUGCUGAUAUCCUAGCCAUUGCUGCUCGUGACUCUGUUGUAAUUCUUGGCGGGCCGAAUUGGGCUGUUAAAGUGGGAAGAAGAGACUCGAAGACAGCCAGCUUUUCUGACGCCAACAAUGGCAACCUCCCUCCUCCCACAUUUAACCUCACCAACCUCAUCAGCAGUUUCCGAGCCAAAGGUCUCUCUACCCAGGAUAUGGUUGCCUUGUCUGGAGGUCACACGAUCGGGCAAACAAGAUGUCUAACUUUCAGAGACCGCAUAUAUAACGAGACAAACAUCGAUAGUUCAUUUGCCAAGCUCAGACAGAGCACAUGCCCAAGGAACACCGGCGGCCGCAAGAACCUUGCCCCUCUGGACAUCCAAACCCCUAAUCAUUUUGAUAACAAGUACUUCAAAAACCUCCUCGGCCAAAAGGGUCUUCUGCACUCUGAUCAAGAACUGUACAAUGGCGGGUCGACAGAUUCACUGGUUAAAACCUACAGCAACAAUCCUAAGACCUUCAGCAAUGACUUUAUCACUGCAAUGAUUAAGAUGGGAGACAUUGAACCCCUCACUGGAUCCAGCGGUGAGAUUAGAAAGAACUGCAGAAGGGCGAACUAAGGUAGAUCAUCGUGUGCAUGAAGUCAAGGAAUAUUUAUUAUAAAUGAAAUAGAGAAAAUAUAUAUGUUCUAUAUAUAUAAAUAUAUUUAUCCUUCCGUUCAAAAAUAAGGAAAGUUCAAUUUUCCAUCGUUUUUUAGAAGCUACGUUCAUGAUCAUCAAAUAAUUGUAAGCAGUAAUUAUGUAAUUUGUUUGUACAAUUAAUGUAAUUUUUGGAUUAUUAAAGGCGAUAAUCCAAUUAUAUUUAAAA